AUGGACGAAAACGAAUUCAACCGCUUUUGGCGGGACAGUUAUCAAAAUGGUGCCAAUCUGAACCAACUGGGUCAAUCAGAUGAGGCAAACAAUGAAGGGUGGCAAGCCUACACUUUCGACUCACCGGCAAUUCAUCCCAAGGGGUUGGGAACAAUUUACCACAAAUCCAGAUCGACCCUGGAAAUACCAACGACUCGUCAGAUGAACGAUUCUGGCAGCGGGUCAUGUAUCGGUACGAUCAAGGAUUACCCUACGGGUCGAUGUUCAAGCAAUCACCUGGGAGCCGCAACAAAUAGUCAGCUUUCCGAUGUCGGCACAAUGUCAGCUUUUGAUUCACCCGGCCAUAAUCAAGCGGAAUGGGAUACACUGGGAUCCAGUCAAGGCGAAGUGGCGAGUAAAGACGAAAAUGAUCCGAACCCGAAAAAUCGGAAAGAUAUAACACGUUAUAUCAGUUCCGCCAUCAAUCAGACCAAGCGUCUGCGGGCACAGAUUGCUCGACGAACCGGGGAAACUCCGAGCUCGAAUGUAGGUGUAGGGGAUUAUGCUGGCAGAGUUCACACAGAGUAUUCUACUAUGUUACGAGACACGAAACGGAAAACGGCGUAUCUCGAAGAACUAAUGAAACAAAGUGGUCAUGAUGAUCCCUUUGUUUCUUUCGCGCGCACAGGAUACAAACCGUAUGAUUGGAAAGCUGAUAGCGUGGCUUUGUCAACCAUGAGAGAUCGUAUUGGGAAGAUGAAAACGAUAAAUUCAUCCUUAGACAAGGACAUCGAGCUACAGGAAACGCGUCGGAGAACUCAAAACACUUCUGACAGGAGUUCACAAUAUCAAGGUGAUUCAGCUCGAGAUCGACUUCAAAGUCACCACGAUAACCUAUUGGCUCACCUCGCUGAUAGAGAAACAAGCUUGAGAACUCUGCGUUCGGCAGAUUGA
Molecule: messenger RNA, 933 nt
Organism: Kwoniella botswanensis
Lineage: Eukaryota; Fungi; Basidiomycota; Tremellomycetes; Tremellales; Cryptococcaceae
Exons: 7
Coding region: 1-933 (310 amino acids)
Source: RefSeq, a predicted model, not a curated record